Molecule: messenger RNA, 762 nt
Organism: Arabidopsis arenosa
Lineage: Eukaryota; Viridiplantae; Streptophyta; Magnoliopsida; Brassicales; Brassicaceae
Source: the annotation of a GenBank genome assembly
CAGCCACUCGCAUUUCUCCAGAUUUUAUUAUCCUUAAGGUGACCACGACGUCGAGUUGGUGAUAUGGACCCUGAUGAUCCUAAUUAUGCCAAAAGGUACACCAGCCAAGAAGACAUGCAUUUUGGCAUUAGAGUUUUCUGGGAAUUUGAUACAGCACCUAUAGCUUAUAGAAAUGAAGCUUCUUCCAUAUUUGAUAAAAUUACCGCUUCCCUCAAACAAGCAAAUCCGAGGUAUUUUAUUCGAAUGGUCACCAUUUACGUUGAUUUUAGUGCUUUUCAAGAAGACACGAGUAUCUUUCAGAAAGGGAAUCACAAUUUUGAUCUCAUUGUUGCACAUAUGCCUAAGAGAGAUCCUUACUGUAGAGACCAAGCCUGCAAAGAUGGAAAACCACCUAAAGAUCUCUUAGCCUCCCAUUGUCUCAAACAAGACCUGAACUUUCACACAAUUCACGACGACCCGCCUUUCAAUGUUUUGGUGAUUACAUCCGACCCCGCAUUUGAGGCGACCAUCACAGAGUUGUACCAAAGUGGGUUUGUUAUGCUAUUGGCGUGUGACACUCGUACACUCUCUACGGUGGGUCGACACUGUUAUUAUAAGUGGUAUUGGAAUCAGAUGAGGAUGGGAGCUGCUCCCCUUUUACCAGAUGGAACUUUCUUAGCUUGACGAUUUGUAAUAUUUUUACCUUAUGUUACAGUCUGUGUUUUAUUUUGCUUUAUUUAUGCUUAUAUUUUAUGGCUUAUGUUAUAAAUUUCUGGUUAUUAG